Molecule: messenger RNA, 1124 nt
Organism: Macadamia integrifolia
Lineage: Eukaryota; Viridiplantae; Streptophyta; Magnoliopsida; Proteales; Proteaceae
Product: dynamin-related protein 3B-like
Exons: 5
Coding region: 303-1124 (273 amino acids)
Cellular component (GO): cytoplasm; membrane; microtubule
Molecular function (GO): GTP binding; microtubule binding; GTPase activity
Source: RefSeq, a predicted model, not a curated record
UCAAGUUCAAACCCUUCCGAACCUAAAUCCGAGCCGGAUCCCUCUCGAUCAAAUUCGAUUUCGAGGUCAUCUCCGUUCCAAGAAAAAAUUCCAGGCCCUUCUCCUCCGUCUAGGCGUCUUCCACCACCAUACGCAGCUUCAUUUGCUUGGGCGGCAAGGAAUCAAGCUCUGGGCUUCUGGCUGGUUCUCCUCCUCUGAAAAUUUCCGCUUCAAGCACGUCACUGCUCAUCAUACUAACACCUAUCUAGGGUAUCGACAGACUUCCUAACUCAUUUGAGUUUUUUUCUUAUUAAUAUUCGAUCAUGGCUGAGGAACCAGUCUCUGCUCCACAAAGUUCGUCGGCUGCUGCUUCUCUUGGUCAUUCUGUAAUUCCGAUCGUCAAUAAACUCCAAGAUAUAUUCGCUCAGCUCGGCAGCACGUCUAUAAUCGAGUUGCCGCAGGUGGCCGUUGUUGGAAGCCAAAGCAGCGGUAAAUCUAGUGUCCUUGAAGCUUUGGUUGGAAGGGAUUUUCUUCCGAGGGGUUCAGAUAUCUGUACUCGAAGACCUUUGGUCUUGCAGUUAGUGCAGACGAAACGGAAGCCCGAUGGCACUGAGGAUGAGUACGGCGAGUUCUUGCAUUUGCCUAAGAAGAAGUUUUAUGACUUCGCCGAGAUACGUAGGGAAAUUCAGACAGAAACUGACCGCGAAGCAGGAGGAAAUAAGGGUGUUUCAGACAAACAGAUACGUCUAAAAAUCUACUCUCCCAAUGUUCUUGAUAUCACACUGGUGGAUUUGCCAGGAAUAACAAAAGUUCCGGUUGGUGACCAACCAUCUGAUAUUGAGGCACGGAUUAGAACAAUAAUAUUGUCUUACAUCAAACAUCCAAGUUGUUUAAUUUUAGCAGUUACACCAGCAAAUGCAGAUUUGGCAAAUUCAGAUGCACUUCAGAUUGCAGGCACUGCUGAUCCUGAUGGUUAUCGGACUAUUGGUGUAAUUACAAAGUUGGAUAUUAUGGACAGAGGCACUGAUGCUCGUAAUUUUUUGCUCGGAAAAGUGAUUCCACUUCGACUUGGUUAUGUUGGUGUCGUGAACCGUAGUCAAGAGUUGCAUACUGAAGCUGAUGUUUUGGAUCGAAUUUUAAGAUAA